Molecule: messenger RNA, 1926 nt
Organism: Colletes gigas
Lineage: Eukaryota; Metazoa; Arthropoda; Insecta; Hymenoptera; Colletidae
Gene: Rsph3
Product: radial spoke head protein 3 homolog B
Exons: 9
Coding region: 1-1788 (595 amino acids)
Cellular component (GO): cilium
Source: RefSeq, a predicted model, not a curated record
AUGCCGCACGGGAUUUCCGCGUUGGCGCCUACAGCCAACGGGGAUCCCUUCGAGCGCGAGAGAAAGGAUCCUCCGGCGUUCACGAUCCUUCAGAAGGAUGGCCUGGACACCAAUCUUCCGUUGCUGCACGUGAACGGCGACAACGAAAACAUCGAGCCGGACAGAGGCCGGCUGGAGAACGGGAACAACAAUUUGUACGAUCGGAAACGCAUCAGCAGAUCGAACGAUCACCUGAUCCAGGCGAGUCUGCAGUCGAAUCAGGUGAACCCUUUGAGGAAGAAACCGAGGAGCAAGAGCCAGGAGAGCUCGAGAUCGUUGGAGAAGGUUCCGGCGAUCAAGCCGGCGAUCACUCUGUCCACGGAGGAUUUCAACGAGGUCCUGAACGCGAAACUGAAGAGGAUUCAGGAUUUGGAGAAGGAGGAGCAACGCAAGAGCGCCAAGAGGAACCAAAUAUUCAGGAAGAAACCGUUUAUAACCACGGUGAAGACCGGGGAGUUUCUGAUGCCGCCGCCGGAAGUGGCUGCCCUACUCGGGAUCGGUCCGAAUCCCAACGACGCGGACGACACGGACAGUUUCACUUGCCCUCUGAGGUCGAGAUUCAAGUCCCUCGUGUCGCUGGCCAAGAAGCCGGAAGUACGUCACAGCAGCCACAAUGCCAGGUGUCCGGCUGCCCUCAAGGCCACCGUCGACUUCACCCUCGGAAUGAUGAACGCGACGACCAUGGCUGCCACGACCUUGGACGAACGAGCGAAGAUCGCCAAGAAGAACGACGCGACCGAUCAACCGGUUCCUUUCGGGAAUAUUAUGUUUGACCGACGCGUUGUACGUGGAAGCACGUUUGCUGCCCCUCCUAUCCUCAUCGAUGGCGAACAAUCGAUAGCGGCGAGACAGGCGGAAGCCAGAAGAAGACAUUUGGCUAGGAAACGGGCUCAAGCUCAGGCCACCAAGUCUCUAGUCGCAAGAUUAGGAUCACCGCCGCCUGUUCCUGGCCGCAAACACGAACCAGUGCAAACGGAAGUCUAUCUCGAGGAGCUGUUCGAGAAACCGGACGAGUUUAACGUCGCGACGCAAACCGACUACUUCUUGGACAGGCCGCCAACCCCGCAAUACUGUCCGAGCAAGGUUGGCGAAGAUGCCAGCACGCAGAUCGAACCCGGUGACCUGUUCGACUUCGAUUUCGAAGUGCAACCGAUACUGGAGCAGCUCGUGGGAAAGACGAUGGAGCAGGCGUUGAUAGAGGUCCUCGAGGAAGAGGAAAUCGCAGCCCUGAAGGAGCAGCAGAGGAAGUUCCUGGAGCUACGAGCCGCGGAAAAGGCUGAGGCUCAAAGGCUGGCGGAACAGGAAAGGAGACUAAGAGAAGAAAAGGAUCAACGGUUGAAGCAACACGAGAGGGCAAUGAAAGCUGAGAAAGAAACGGAGGAACGAGUCGCGGCGGCUACCAUCCUAACCGGAUAUAUCGCUGAACUACUUCCGGCGGUACUAGAAGGACUGAAGAUGUCCGGAUUCCUGCUGGACGAGAUCAAGGCUGACGUCGAGGAGGGCUUCGUGCCGUGGCUGAUGAAGGAGGUGAAGAAGGAAAUGGGCAACAUGAUCGAAAGCCGAGAACUUCUCAUGGAGAUCAUCAGAGAGAUUUUGGAGAAUCGAGCAGAGACGUAUAGGAAACUCGGCGAAGAGUACGACGCCUCGAGAAGACGGAAACCGUCGAUGGAGAAUCUGGAAAAUGGCGGCCACGAUCCGAAUUUCGUGAACUACCAACCACCCGUUAUCGAGAACAUGGACAUUGUUUAACGAGACGAUUCGUUGACCAGCCCUUUUACAGCGUAAGUCGAACACCGGCAAUGGACACCGGAGGAAGAAGUUUUUUCAACGGCAAAAGUGACUCGCGAACGAUUCGCAGCAAUAAUAGUUUCAUGAGAAACAUUGGAA